AUGUGGAGCCGAAUCAAGUGCAAUGCGACGACCGGCGAAAUCACGACACUAUACUUUGACGAUGGGUCAAUCGGAGCCCUACCUGACAUUGUCACACAAUUCACUGCUCUUACAUACUUGAGCGUCACUCGGUCCAAGGUGCCUACCACCAUUGAUGAGAAGAUAUCAGCCAUCAAGACAAUGACCCAGCUGCGAUACCUGAGCCUCGGGUCCAACUGGUUCUACUCCUCCAUCCCCGAGUGGCUCGUGCAGCUGCCCGAACUCCGCUACCUCCACCUGCCCUACAACUUCCUAACAGGCCCCAUCCCCCCCAUCACAGCCCCCCUCAGCUCAUUCGACGUCACCAACAACCUCCUCUCGGGAACCUUCCCCCCCCGCAAGACGCCCAUCAAGUCGUGCCUCGCGGCGGGAAACUGCAUGGAAGAUGCGUCGGCGUGCACGGUGGGAGCGGGGCAGCAGCGGGCGGACGUGGGGGACGCGUACUGUGGGGCGGUGGUGGGGGAUAUUUGCCGCCCUGCACCAGAGGCGGGGCAGACGUGGAAGGACCAAGUAACACUGCGAUGCUCUUCCACGAGCGUCGUUUCUGCAACAGACUCAAUCGAACCUCCUAUGGAUGAACCUGAAGUGAUGGAGCAGGACAACGGUCCUGUGGACACCUCUGUUGCAGGCCAAUCCGAUGCAGGAAUACCUGAUGGCACUUCAGAUUCUACCCAGGAGAAUACACCCGAAAACACGGAUGGCUCGUCUGCAGUGCAGCCGGUGAAGGGGAAAAGUGUUAAAGGGAAGAGUAAAGGCGGUGCGACAAAGGCAUGCUCCUGCAAGAAGAGUGUGUGCAAGGCGAGUGAGGUCUCUGCGACGGAGAAUAAUGCUUACGACUACACCCGCAGUGGUAACCCUACGAGAGAUGCUCUCGAGAAGCUACUAGCAGAGGUGGAGGGGGCGCAUCGUGCCUUUGCCUUCAGCACCGGGAUGGCGGCUCUUGCUGCAGCCACCAGGCUGGUUAUCACUGGUUCUUCCAUUGUAGCGGGUGACGACAUUUAUGGAGGGACAGAUCGGCUGCUGUCAAGAGUGGUGCCUCGCGCUGGUGUUUCUGUCAGGAGAGUGGACACAACGGACUUGGAAGCAGUGAGGGCGGCAGUGCAGGCCGACACCAAGCUGGUCGUUAUGGAGAGCCCCACCAACCCGCGCAUGAUGAUCAGCGAUAUUAGAGCCAUAUCAGAGAUGGCUCACUCAGUGGGUGCAUUGCUACUGGUUGACAACAGCAUCAUGUCUCCGGUGCUGUCGAAGCCACUGCAGCUGGGAGCAGACAUUGUGAUGCACAGCGGCACCAAGUUCAUCAGCGGUCACAGCGAUGUGAUGGCUGGCAUACUGGCUGUCAAUGACCCCGAGGUUUGGACAGCCACCCGAGAGUGGAAAGAGUGUUCUGUGUCUCUCCCCACUUUCAACGUGCCUACUGGGUUUCACUGUGGAUUCAAGCUCGACCACCUAUCACCACUGUCUCGUAUCUCUACGCAGGCCAACGCACAGAGAAUAGCCGAGUUCCUGGACAGCCACCCGCGAGUGGAAAGAGUGUUCUAUGCCGGUCUGCCCUCCCAUACCAACCGCGACCUGCAUUUCUCCCAGGCCAAGGGUGCAGGGUCAGUGCUCAGUUUCACGACAGGCAACACCAACGCGUCGAAGCACAUUGUUGAGACCAUGAAGCUUGCCAACAUUGCUGUCAGCUUUGGUACGAGGCGCUCAAGCAAGUUACCUACGGGCCUUCGUCGUCGUUUCGGAAAAAAGGACCGGUUUAUAGCAUGCGAACGCGGCUUCACCGUCGAUUUCAACUUCAUCGCUUCAUCGCCGCUCAUGGAGGAUUUUUUAGAAGCGAUCUGGCCGCACCUCUUCCCGUCCUGGUUCGAAGCAUUCACCGCAUUAAUAGCCGCCUCGUUUGUAGCCCUUCUCCUAUAUCUCACCCAGCCCGAAGGCAGCAGGGAGAAUCCCUCCCCAGACGACGCUUCGGCCGCGUCUGCCGGGAAAAGCGGCGUGAAUGGCGCGGAGGAAGAGGAGGAGGGAAACUGGGAGGAGGCGAGCCGACGUAGCAGGGAGCAGCAAGCUCGCGCGUUACUCGAGGCGCCAGAUCCGCUCACCGCCGCGCUCGCAAUCCCGGUGCGCCAGCUGGCAACUGUGGAUUCGAAGAGAAUGGCCGCGAUUCCGGUGACCGCGCAGCCGCUGCUAGGGCUGAGUUCUAAGGAGGUAGUUAAGAAAGGGAUUGGGUCUAGAACGCGGCCGAGGCAGGAUAUAAUGCAGCUAGCCGUCGCCUCGGGGGUGGGGGGAACCGUGGGAGGAGGGAAAGGGGGGGUGGAUGGGCCGGGGCUUGUAGGAGGAAAGGGAGGGAUGGAAGGAGGGGGGAAGAGGGGAGGAGGUGAUCGGAGAGGUGCGAGUGGCCCUUUAGCUGCCUCGACUAGGGCUGCUGCUGGUGCUGUUGCUGCUGCAGCGGGUGGGAACAUCCAGGAUGAAACGCUUAUACCUGUGGCCAUAAUCCCCAGCCAGUCCCUGUCUUGCGCGGAUACCCUCCCCCCUGCGCCAGUCCCCCUUAGCGCAGCAGUCUCCACAGCCCCCGCUUCCGCCACAGCAGGCGCGGAUGGGGAGGGGGAAAGGGGCGCCUUGGGGGAGCAUAUGCGGACAGGAGGGUCCCUGGGUUACCUGUCCCCGCUGAGUAAAGCUGUUUCUGUUACUACUCAUUCUGCUGCUGCUGGUGAUGUAAUUAACGGCCCAGAUUCGACCAGUGGUGGAACUCCUGACAGGGGAGCAGAGAAGGGGAGGCGGCCGGAGGGGAUCCAACGGUCAGCAUCGGACACGGCAGCGAUUUCAGCUGGAUCAACGGCUGGUGGCACUGCGUUUUCUGCUGCAAGAACAGGGGGAGGCGCUGGGGGAAGAGCAGGGGGAGGCGCUGGGGGAGGAGCAGGGGGAGAAGCAGGGGGAGGGGGGAUCGGAGGAGGAGUAGGUGUGAAGGCGGAAGCAGCUGCAGAAAGGGCUGUGUCUCCUGUGGCGCCUCAGCCCAUGAUCUACGAAGUGAAAGUUGACCUGCUAGCGGCCAAGAACCUGCCAGCUGCAAACAUCAGCGGCACGGCGGAUCCCUACGCCAUCGUUUCUUGUGGCACAGAGCGGAGAUUCAGUUCCGUCAUCCCCAGUUCCCGCAACCCCAUGUGGGCAGAGGAGUUUCGCUUCUUCGCUCCUUGCCUGCCCGCCCUGGUAUCAGUGCGCACGUACGAUUGGGACAUCAUAUCCAAGAACGCAGAGCUUGGUGCAGCUUCCCUAUUGGUGGAGGGAGAGGCCCUGCCCUUUACUGCUUGGUACCCCCUUGACAAGGGCCUGGGGCAGGUAUGCUUGCAGCUGCAGGUGACAGCAGUACCAAGAAAUAAAGCUGACAGCAUGGCAGCAAAGGGAUCCGCCAUAAGUUCGUCUCGCCUGCGCCGCCUCUCUCAGCACCCCACAGGCACCGGUGCGGGUCGAGAAGCAAGAGGGAGGGGAGAGGGAAGAGGCAGUUGGAACACACUCACUUUUGUUUCCCACCUUCGCCCCGUUCGCAUCUCCCCAUGCAGCAGCGCAGCAAAGGGAGCUGCCAUAAGUUCGUCUCGCCUGCGCCGCCUCUCUCAGCACCCCACAGGCGCUGGUGCGGGCGACAAGCAAGAGGGGGAGGCUUUUGAAGGGGAGCGGCCUGAGCAGCAGCAGCAAGAGCAGGAGGCGGGGAGGGGAACGGAAGUGCGGCUUAAGCCAGGGCCACUGCAGACCAUUUUCGGCCUGCCUCCAGAUGAGGUCAUCCGGCACUCCUUCUCGUGUGCAUUGGAGCGCUCCUUUCUGUAUCACGGCCGCAUGUUCCUCUCAGGGGCGCACCUCUGCUUCCAUUCCAACGUCUUUUCCAAGGAGCUCUCUGUGUGCAUUCCUUACCAAGACAUUGAGGAGGUUCGGCGCAGCACGCAUGCACUGAUCAACCCAGCCAUGACAGUGGUUUUGCAUCUGGGCACAGGGGGGCAUGGGGUGCCGCCAUUGCCGAGUCCUGAUGGGCGAGUGAAGUACAAGUUUGCGUCGUUCUGGAACCGGGGCCAUGCCAUGCGCCUGCUGCAGGAGGCGAUUGCCGAGUUCUGGAAGACAGAAGAGGCUGCUGCUCUGGAGGAGGAGCACGAUCGGUUACGGGCGAUAAGCAUGAGGGACGGGGCAAUGGAUAGUCUGUCAUCGAGAGGAGCAGCAUCGGAGGCUGCCGAGGAGGAGAAGGAGAAGCAGUCCUUCCUUGACCUCCCCGUGCUGGAGCCCCUGCUGCAGGUGAGAGCAGCAUGA
Messenger RNA from Closterium sp. Yama58-4, 4317 nucleotides. The record is from the annotation of a GenBank genome assembly. NCBI's taxonomy places the organism in Eukaryota, Viridiplantae, Streptophyta, Zygnematophyceae, Desmidiales, Closteriaceae.